GUUAGGUGUAAUAAGGGAAGGGCUAUGAGGGUCCAAAGUGGGCACCUAUGACCACCUAACAGACCAUAGAGUAAAGAGUUAUCGCUUUCAUUCUCCUUAAGCCAUGAAUGAAUAUGCAUAGCUCUAGUUAUGUUGUGUCUACUAUACUGUUCCAUUAGCCAUCAAUGCUUCUCAUCAAAACAACAUUACUCUGCCUAACUAGGAGUGUAGUAGAGUAACUGGUAAAUCAUCAAUUAAUGCUGCUUUUAAUUCCUUGCCAUUUCUAUUCCUACAAAACAGCACUAACUAGCUUAAAUUUGAGUGCUUUUUCUAAUAACCAUGAUUUAUACUCAUAUUAAUAUUAAUUAACUCAUACUAAUACUCCAUAUACUCUCUCUUAUUUCAAUUAUUUCUGUCUAAUGAUUCAACUUUGUCUUGAUUCAGAAUCACUAAAAUUCCUCUCUAGAAAAAGGAAACCGUUUCUUUUUGGUUACCAAGCAUAUGCAGAGGUAAACAACACAAAAUUCAGAUCUUGAGCUUUCACAAACACUUGUUGAAGAGCUUUGCUUUGAAUUUUGACUUUGUUUGACUAGACAGUGACAUGUAUUCCUGGAAUAGUAGUAUAGUUUCCACUAUUGAAUUCAAAAGCAUGGUCUUAGUUUAUUGUUUGAAUUUGAUUUGAUUUUUAUGAUUAUUCUAUAAUAAUCUAUAGUCUAUUGGGGUUGGUGGAGUUAAUUAUUAUUCUAUUAGUGUCAAUGGUUGUUAGUUGACUCCUUUCUCAUGUUAAGUAUAUGGUAUUAAAUUGUAGCUUUUAAUAUUAUACUAGAUUUUGUUGCAUAAUUGGUGAGAGAGAUAUUUGGUCUUUUGAUUUGGAUUUACAAUUUCAAGGCGUUGAAAAGUAGUGGAUUGAAGUGGUAAAGUGGGAUUUUCAUGUGGAAGGUUUGUCUCUACUCUAAGUCUAAGAUAUGCUGAGCUGUGAUGAUGAUCAUGAUGAUGGAGAUAUUGAUCUAUUCUAUGACUCAUUGGAUAGUUUAACAGGUGAAGAUUCUGUUUUAGACGAAGAAGGGUUUGGUUCUGAAAGGAGAGGUUGUUUUGUUUAUGAUGAAAUUUGGGUGAAUGAGCCUAUUAGUGUGAAGGAAAGAAGGGAACGUUUUCUGCAGGGUAUGGAUUUAGCUUACUCUUCUUCCAAGGUUUGUUCACAAGAGAAAACAACGUGUUUUGAUGACUGGUCGGUCACAUUGGGGUCGGAGAGGAUCGUAGCGAGCAGUGGAGCAGUCUCAAAUGCAAGCAUUUCACCUUCUGGUAAAGUAUCUGGGAAGUUGGUUCUCUCUGGAUGGAAUGCAGCUUCUGAAGCUGAAGUCUUGUUGGAAGAUCUUAAAAGGCGUCGUGAGUAUGAAGUGGACGGUAGUUUUCAAGAGCACAGACAGAGAGAAGGUGAGGCAAAAGAAGAAUUUUGGGAUUUCGAUAAUGGUAAAGCUAAUAGGAAAAACUGGUUGAAGCGUUUUGUGAACAUCAGGAAAGGCGACAAAGGAAAUUUUAGAUCAAAACUGAAUGCAGCAACGAACAAAACUCGUAGAGUGAAGGUAAAGCAGAAUAAAAAGAGGUGGAUGGAGUUCAGUGAGGUAUACAUUGGACAAGAAAUUAGAGCUCACAAAGGACUAAUAUGGACUAUGAAAUUCAGUCCCAAUGGUCAGUAUUUGGCUAGUGGAGGUGAAGAUGGUGUUGUGCGCAUAUGGCGCGUUUUCUCACGUAACAAAAGCCAUCCUCCCUUUGUUUCCCUUCCAAAUGAUAUUUUUCAAAUUGAGGAAUCGCCACUUCAAGAAUUGUUUGGUCAUUCCAGUGAUAUCUUGGAUUUGGCCUGGUCUAAUUCAGAUAUUCUUCUUUCGUCUUCGAUGGAUAAAACUGUUCGUGCUUGGAAAAUCAGUUGUGAUCAAUGUCUAAGUGUUUUCCCUCACAAAGGCUUUGUGACAUGCAUUCAAUUCAACCCUGUCAAUGAAAAUUACUUUAUCAGUGGAUCCAUUGAUGGUAAAGUUCGAAUAUGGGGAAUACGUGAAGAACGAGUUAUUGACUGGGCAGAUAUACGAGAUGUCAUAAGUGCUAUAAGUUACCAACAAGAUGGAAAAGGAUUUGUAGUUGGUUCUCUUACAGGCACAUGCCGUUUUUAUGUUGCUUCAGGAAAAUAUUUCCAGCUUGAGGGGCAGAUAGAUAUCCCUGGAAAGAAGAAAGCAUCAGGCAACAAGAUUACUGGCAUUCAGUUCUUCCAAAACAACUGUCAGAGAAUUAUGAUCACAUCUGAAGAUUCCAAAAUCUGCAUAUUGGAUCAAACUGAGAUUGUUCAGAAAUACAAAGGCCUUCCAUGGUCAGGAAGUCAGAUGUCCGGUUCAUUUACAUCAAGUGGGAAACAUAUAAUUUCAGUCGGAGAGGACUCACACGUGUAUAUUUGGAACUUCAAUGACUUCAAAAGUGGUUCUUCGAAAAAAACGAAAUCGGACUAUUCUUGUGAGUACUUUUCCUUCAAGGGUGUAACUGUUGCAAUACCUUGGUGUGGCAUGAAAACAGAUAGACGUGGCUGUAGAAUUAACUUUUCUCACUAUUCUCCGGAAGCAAAAAGCAAGCUAGAGGUUGCUUCUGAGGUUAGAGAUACAGAACGAUUUUCUCUUGGUAAUUGGUUCUUCAUUGAUGGUACAUGCCGAGGUUCUACUUCUAUGACAUGGCCUGAGGAGAAACUUCCAACAUGGGAUUUACCUCUUGUAGAAGAUGAAUGUGAUCAUCAAAAUUUAUGUCACGAAGAUAGUAGCCAUGGAAGGAAUAUAUCAGAAACAUGGGGUCUAACAAUAGUAGCAGCUGGCAGUGAUGGAACUAUCAAGACAUUCCACAAUUUUGGCUUGCCUGUUAGGCUCUAGGACAAUGCCAUGUUGAUUGUUUUCAAUUUUUCAUGAGAAGUUUUGGCUCGGUAAAGGUGUAAAUUUUCACGUGGUGGCCUUAGAUUCUAAGUAUAAUAAGUUGCUUAGAAUUAUGGAAGGUGGAUUUGAAGCUUGUGGUUGUAUCAUCUGCGUACAGGUAAAAUCACUGUCAAAUCCGUGUUGGAUGUCAAGUUCUUGACAGAUUCCAGGAUUUCUAUAUUUACACUUUAGGUAUGCCUUCAAUUCAAUAUGGUUCGGGUGGAAAAUUUAGGCCACAGGCCAUGCAAAGAAUCCUUUUUUUCAUCGUCUAACAUUUUGUUAGUUGAUUUAUAUAACAGGUGCAUAAUGAAAAGUGCAAUUGAUGUUUUGAUUAAAUGUGAUUUUAUUAGAGUUUUUUUUUGUCAAGUAGCCUAGUGGAUAGAGCUCACACAAUUUAAUUGUAGAGAAGUCGAGUGUCCGGGGUUCGAACCCCGGCCCCUGCAUAUAAUAUGUAAUAUCCCUACCAACUGAGUUAAGCUCACGGGGAUUUUUAUUGGAGUUUUCUUACCAAUUAAUUAAGCACUUGCUUUAGGUUUUAUUGCAGCAUGGCUAAAUUAUUGUUAUGGCACAGAUCCUAGUUUUUUUUUUGA
Medicago truncatula (barrel medic) is the source of this 3511-nucleotide messenger RNA. Its product is annotated as WD repeat-containing protein 44. Gene Ontology annotation, molecular function: protein binding; protein phosphatase regulator activity. Lineage: Eukaryota; Viridiplantae; Streptophyta; Magnoliopsida; Fabales; Fabaceae. The record is from RefSeq and is a predicted model, not a curated record. Bases 945 to 2882 code for a protein of 645 amino acids. Gene Ontology annotation, cellular component: protein phosphatase type 2A complex. The transcript has 7 exons.